UGACGUGGGUAUGUGACCCGGAUGACGUGGGUUCGGUUUCUAGAACAGAUCUUUCUCACAAGAGGAUUUUCCACAGUCGCCUUGUUUCAUAUCGUUUAAUGGCAAUUUAGGCAAACUGGUCCGGUGUCACUGAACGAAUAUACAUAACCAAUCUUUUUUUUAUUAUUAUUAAUCUCGGAAACUGUCCGUUGUUUACGGGUUUAAAUGUAACCUCCAGCAGCGGAUCAGAUAUGGCGAACAGCUGCUGAAGGGAGUUGAUUUCAUCGAAGGUUUCCUCUCGUUUCGCUUCUCCUUCCUUCAAUACUCGGGUGGUUUUAACGGCAGGACUGAUUUGAGCUGAUUUACAGACUGUUUUUACGGGUAAAAAGGCUGCCUGAGGUUAGUUUUUGCCGAUUGGUAGCGUUAAGUGCUAGCUAUAGCUAAUAUCUAAGUGAGCUGUGGACAGGUGACGUCAGGGAUCAUGGAUUUCGACAGCGUGCUGUCCAUCGCCUCCCAAAACCAAGGCCUCAGCAGCGUAUCGAAGCGGUAUAGCCUGAAAACCGGUCCACCCAAGAAAGAUGACAGAGUCAAGGGAGUAAAUUCGUCUGCGGUGCAGGCCUUCUUGAAAAAACAGGCCAUGGAGCAAAAGAAAAAAGAAAUACAGAGUAAGAAAGCAAAAGAGGAACUGCUGGCCAAAAGAGUAGAGCUGAAAUCAGAUAGGAAGGCAAGAGCAAUGGCUUCCCGAACGAAGGACAAUUUCAGAGGUUACAACGGUAUCCCUGUCAUAGACCAGCCCAAAAAGAAGCGGUCAAAGGGGGAGAGAUCGGGAGAGCAGCAAACAUCGAACGAUGAUGAUGACGAUGAUGACUGUGAUAAUUACGAAUAUGAAGGAACGGAUUCUGAAUCUGAAGAACAAAGCAUGCCUGUUAAGCCUCUGUCUCGGCCUGAAUCCUCCAACAAAGUCAUCAGCAAACCAAAAAAACACAGUGCUCCAGCAAGGCCCCCUCCAUCAUCAAUGAACUUUGCGGACCUCUUGAAACUUGCGGAAAAGAAGCAAUUUGAACCUGUUGAAUUGAAAGUAGUGAAGAAGACCGAAGAGAGGCUUAGAACAGCCGAGGAGAUUCGAGAACUCGAAAUGGAGCGCAGAGUCAAGAAUCAGGAUAGAGGGAAAGAAGCUAAACCAGACAAGAAUUCAGGACACAAAGACAGCCGUUCCCAAUCCAGCUCAAAUUCACAUAAGAAGAAUGUAGAACGAGAUGGCAAAAUUGGGAAAUUGCCCAAGCCUUCAGGGGAAAAGUACCAGUCUUGUAGUACCAGCAAAAAGCCAAAGCUUCAAUCAUCCAGUGAAAGAAUUCCAAGUUCUGCCAAACUACACGGAGACAGAAACUCAGGCUCUUCAGGUGCCUUAAGUGGUAAAGCUGCCAUGAAGAACAGUGCUCCAAUUCAAUUGAAACCAGCACCAUCCAGACCCUUACAAGGCCAAAGGCCCACAACCUCAAGUGACCUUACCCCAAAGAAGGGGAUUACCUCAUUACCUCAAAGGAAACAAAGUAUUUUGGAAAGUCGUCCUGGAGUAGCUCCCGGUGCAGCUAGACCAAGUCAAGCACCACACAAAAACUCUGGACAAGUUAGACCUAGUCUAUCUGGUGUCCCAACUCAGAAACUAGCUAAACCAGGACAUUUAUCACGACCUGGGAGCAAUGGACAUGUACUUGUUCCCUCUUCCGGUGACCCCACAAAGCAACCAAGACCAGGUGGUAGUUUGCCAGGUCAGCAGAUUCCUGGAAGAUCCAAGGCCACCAUAAAUGGACCAAGCAGAAUGGGAGGUAGCGUUUCUGGGAGACCGGGAAACAUCAUGGACUCUGGCCCUGGAAGAUCUCAGUGUACUGUUGUUUCAGAGACUAUUUCAUCUAAGAACUUUGUACCGAGACCUGGGAUGGUUCCGAGACCUGGGAUGGUUCCAAGACCUGGGAUGGUUCCAAGACCUGGGAUGGUUCAAAGACCAUCAGGACCUCAGGGCCCCAGGACAGUGAUUGGCCCUUCAGGCCACAGAGUCCUGGUUAAACCUCCUGGACCAGUGUUGCCCCCCAUAACAUCCAGUUAUAAACGAAAGUAUGAGGAAGAGGAAGAGUACGACUCCGAGAUGGAUGACUUCAUCGACGACGAAGAAGGAGAACAAGAUGAAAUUUCCAAACAUAUCAGGGAAAUAUUUGGCUAUGACAAGACCAAAUAUAAAGAUGAAAGUGACUAUGCACUGAAAUUUAUGGAGAGCAGCUGGAAAGAACAGCAGAAAGAAGAAGCGAGGAGUUUACGCCUGGGCAUCAAGGAGGAUGAAGAGGACAUGCGUUUGGAGGAGGAGGAGAUGAAAAGGAGACUAGCGAUGAAAUCGAAGCAGAAGAAGAUUUAGUUUACCUUGCUUGACUGAUCUCGUCUUGUUUGGUUGGGAAGAACAGAGUGGAAUGGAAAUGCCUUCCUUGUGCCGCUGAUGUUGUUACACUAUUUAUUUGAAUGCCCAAGCCAUGGGAGCAGGUUUGCACUACCAAGAGCCCAUCUGACAUAGCUGAGCUUCGGAGAAUAUAAUAUAUGAAAUGAAUAUCUGAGAAUCACGAUAGCAUUUUUUGUAUCUGUAGAAAUCAUGAUAGUAUAUCUAUGUGGAUGCCUUACUCAAGCGCCAACUUCCAGAUUGGUCCUGAUUUAGGGAGAGUUAUUUUAUAACUUGUACUAUAUAAUUGGUGAAAAAGACAGACGCCUGCCAUUUUUCCAAUGUAUUUUUUUGUUAAAGUGAUUUGACAGA
This is a messenger RNA of Carassius auratus (goldfish), 2773 nucleotides long. RefSeq names its product protein SPT2 homolog. The transcript has 6 exons. The record is from RefSeq and is a predicted model, not a curated record. NCBI's taxonomy places the organism in Eukaryota, Metazoa, Chordata, Actinopteri, Cypriniformes, Cyprinidae. Gene Ontology annotation, biological process: nucleosome assembly; transcription by RNA polymerase I. Bases 461 to 2386 code for a protein of 641 amino acids. Gene Ontology annotation, cellular component: nucleolus. Gene Ontology annotation, molecular function: DNA binding; histone binding.